Molecule: messenger RNA, 958 nt
Organism: Didymodactylos carnosus
Lineage: Eukaryota; Metazoa; Rotifera; Eurotatoria; Philodinida; Philodinidae
Source: the annotation of a GenBank genome assembly
AUGGAAACUACUUGUAAAGGACGUGGACGAAAAGUCUAUCCAGCUAUACUCUUCACAGUGGAAUUUGGGGCACCAGGUGAUAACGACAUUGUACUUCUCGGCUAGUAUUUCCAGACGUGAUACCUAGGAGGGACAGAAAAUCAAGUUUAAAUAUUCGAAAGAAGAAAAUUUCUCAGCGUUUGAAAUGCAGGAUGAGCAGACAUGAGAUUCCGCAAAUCGGGAACGCUGAUCUUUGCUGGAUGUUUGACAUUCAGCUCUUUUGCUAUCUCUAAUAGACCUUUCGUCUUCCCUUUGUUGAUUCCACUUUGGAAUUUGCAUUCCAGGACGCGCAGCUGAUUUUUCGAAUCUAAGUCAGAAACGUUAUCCAAUUGAUUUUGGAAGCAAAGUUAUUACUAAAUGAUUACCUUUGUACUCUAUCUUCUCCACGAGACACUUGGUACCAAUUCCUUUGUUAAAAUCAUACACGCUGUGUGAUUUGGCAGUGUGUGUCCUUGAAAAACGUACAAGUGCAGGUUAUUUCUAAGGAUUACAGACGUUUAACAUACCUGGCAUUAUCCACGACUAUCUCAACUUGUAAACCUUUGAAGGCUUGUUUAAAUUUGAGCAUCUAGAACAGACGUUCGAAUUGUAGCAAGACAGUUGAAUUGUCAAAGUAUGCAUUGUAUCCUACAUCGAUCGAGGCUGAGGCAGUUCGUUCGAUGUAAUCCAGUCCGUUGUCAGCUAGGAAACAGGAAGUUUCAAAUUGGUUUCUGUCCUAGGAACUCCGAUCAAAAAAGCUAACCGGCUAGUUGAGAAUGUUUCUUCACAGCCUCUUCCCACUCCAACGGGGAAAGAGAAAAGAAAGGACCAGAAGGGUGAGCUACAAUGAAAUCACUGGCCAUUCGACUCCUGCCUCUGCCCUUGGAAAUGAAGGGAGCAUCUUCUCCUAUGAACCAUCUCUUGUUGCUAACCUCCCCCG